AUGCGUAGAUAUCUAAGAUCUGAUGCAACUCCUCUUUUACCUGAAGCAUACUGUGAUAUUAUAGAUACUAAAGAUAGUACCAAUACUGUGUAUAGUACUGAUGUUCCUAAUACUUCCGAUACUUUGCGUAUUACUGAUACUUCGCAUAGAUUCAAUAAUUUACACAUAUUUUUUACUAAUAUCACGGAUAGAGCCUGUAGUUAUGAAAAUCUGAUUGACUACCAAUACUAUGAUCAACCCACCAUCUAG
Funneliformis caledonium is the source of this 249-nucleotide messenger RNA. The record is from the annotation of a GenBank genome assembly. Lineage: Eukaryota; Fungi; Glomeromycota; Glomeromycetes; Glomerales; Glomeraceae.